AUGGGGCGAUCUACGGUUGACGCUGUUGAAGAGGUUGUGUCAGAGGCAACCAUUUCCAAGCAGUCUGACCACAUCAACAAUUUGGAUACUUGUAAAAUCAACUCAGCUAUAGAGGAGCUGGUGCUGUUCUGUGGUGAUAAAGACAGAACUCUACUGAUGAAGAUGCAAUCAACUUUCAAUCAGAUUGAAAAGUUGGACCACAAGGACCUGGCCGGUCAGAGCCAGCCGUGUCAGAGUGCUGAGAUCCAUCAAACAACAAAUGGGAAACCAGGCCACAAUCAAAAUCAUGACGUGCUGUUUGCGGGCUACAUUCGUCAUGCGCAGGUGCGGGAAUACUCUCACUGUCGCCCUACCACAGGUCCCAGAAAGUGUACGAACCUACUCGCUACGACUAUCGGCUUAGUAUCUGUCAUCGGACUAUUCAUUGUUGCCAACUGGCAGAUGACUUCGGCUAUUCGUGUUCACUACUUUGGAUCUCAAUGCUGCUUCUAUGGAGCCAACAUAUAUUUUAUUUUCCAGACAGUGUUCUCCUUCUGGAUGGCCCCACAGCUCAACUCUCUACAGAUAUUCGUACUAAGGGCUCUACUCAGUUUGCUCAUGGUCUCCCUCAACAUAGGCACCAAUGUUUGCAACUACAUGGCCUGGAAGCUAUAUAACAACUUCAACCCAAAUUCCAGUUACAAAGACCAUCUACUGUGGAACCCUACAGACCCAGGCUAUGGCUGGCACUUGGCCUACACCAUCAUGGAGUGGUGUUUAAUGUUAACUCUCUCUCUGGCAGUUCUCUCUUUCUUCCCCGAUUUCCAGAGGAUUAAAUUGGAAGAACCAGCAAUAAAGAUGAAAAGGCUGUGGAAAGAUGAGCGGUCCAGCACAUCAAGAGUAUGAGUGGUUUGGUCAUAAAUAAAAUGUAUAUAAUAAAUAUUAGCAAG
Messenger RNA from Macrosteles quadrilineatus (aster leafhopper), 929 nucleotides. RefSeq names its product DNA damage-regulated autophagy modulator protein 2-like. The transcript has 8 exons. The record is from RefSeq and is a predicted model, not a curated record. Lineage: Eukaryota; Metazoa; Arthropoda; Insecta; Hemiptera; Cicadellidae. The coding region runs from base 1 to 885 and encodes 294 amino acids.